This is a messenger RNA of Anarrhichthys ocellatus (wolf-eel), 8088 nucleotides long. It is a transcript of the gene adamts7, whose product is annotated as a disintegrin-like and metallopeptidase (reprolysin type) with thrombospondin type 1 motif, 7. Lineage: Eukaryota; Metazoa; Chordata; Actinopteri; Perciformes; Anarhichadidae. The record is from RefSeq and is a predicted model, not a curated record. The coding region runs from base 299 to 5767 and encodes 1822 amino acids. The transcript has 24 exons. Gene Ontology annotation, molecular function: metalloendopeptidase activity. Gene Ontology annotation, cellular component: extracellular matrix. Gene Ontology annotation, biological process: extracellular matrix organization; proteolysis.
UGCUGGUAGGAGACUGAUGGAGGACAGAAGGGGCAGCUACUCGCAAGCAAACAUUAACACCGACGUCCAAACGAGUGUGAAAAGACCGAGGAUGCAACAAAGACAGCGCAUGGAGGCGGACAAUGUCCGGGCCUGAAUUGGAGAAGUUUGUUGACACUGUCACAGUUUCAUUGCAUGCUCCGCAACAAAGCGAAAACGCGCACCCAGCCCAGAUGGAAGUGAUUUGAAUUGACAAUCGACGCGCUGUUAGAAAGGCCUUAGUAAAUGUUCCCAAAGUACAGUCUGCCUUCUUGACAAAAUGACCCGUUUGGACUGCGGGUUUCACGCUUCUGGACAGGGAGUCUCUCCCAUUCACCUCUUCAUCGCACUUCUGACGGUCCUGGAGAACUGCAGAACAUUGGGACUAUCACAUGGACCAGGGAACUUUCAGCAGGAUCUGCCUCAGUAUGAAGUGGUUCACCCCACUAGAGUGGAUGCCAGAGGUCACUUCCUGUCCAACUUCCUGUCUCACCAUGCUCGCCGCGUACAGCGGCGGGAAGCGUCAGUUGGACCAGUGGCCGUAGAUCGAGUCUUCUACCAGCUGUGGCACGGCGGCCACAGUUUGCACUUUAACCUCACCCUCAACCCACACCUGCUGGCUCCGGGCUUCCUGACGGAGAGGAGGUAUGGCGGCCUGGAUGGGGCCAAGAUCCAUCCCGCUGGAGCCUCCCAGUGCCAUUUCUUAGGUGAGGUGUGGGACGAGGCCACCGGUAAAGGAAGCGCAGCCAUAAGUACCUGUGAUGGACUGACAGGACUGUUCAAGUUGUCCGAUGAAGAGUUCUUCAUUCACCCUCUGGAGAAGUCGAGCGAUGACUCCUCAGGCCCACAGUCCCACGCCAUCUACAAACGCCAGGCGUCCCCUCCCUCCCGGAGUCCAGUCGUACAGCCCAUCUCAGGGAGACAACCUCUCAACGGUACCUGUGGAAUCACAAAUCAAAGUUUUGAGUACAUUGAGAGGCAGCGGGAGCGGUGGGAGCACCGGCAGCAGGGAAGGAGGAGGAGAAUUCGUCAACGCUCAGUCAGCAAAGAGAAGUGGGUGGAAACGCUGGUGGUGGCCGACCCUAAAAUGGUGGAGCAUCAUGGGAGCAAAGCUGUGGAAAGUUACGUCCUGGCUGUCAUGAACAUUGUGGCGGGUCUGUUCCUGGAUGCCAGUAUUGGAAACGCAAUCAACAUUGUGGUUGUUCGACUCAUCCUACUGGAACAGGAGGAGGAUGACUUAAAGAUUACACACCAUGCCGACAACAGCUUGAACAGCUUCUGUAAGUGGCAGAAGAAACUCAACAUGAAAGGAGAGGAACACCCGCUGCACCACGAUGUCGCAGUUCUGCUCACCAGGAAGGACAUCUGUGCAGCCAUCAACAUGCCGUGUGAGACGCUGGGUCUGUCCCAUGUGGCGGGGAUAUGUCAGUCGCAUCGCAGCUGCAGCAUUAGUGAGGACACCGGCCUCCCGUUGGCCUUCACUGUAGCUCACGAGCUGGGACACAACUUUGGGAUUCAGCAUGAUGGCAACGGUAAUGACUGUGAACCAAUUGGGAAACGACCUUUCGUCAUGUCUCCACAGCUCCUGUACGGCACCUCCCUGCCCAGGUGGUCACGCUGCAGUCGCCAGUAUAUCACCCGCUUCCUAGAUCGCGGCUGGGGCUGGUGCCUUGAUGAUGCCCCGGUAAAGGAUAAGCGGUCUCUGAACUCGGUGCUUCCUGGGGUUCUGUACAGCUCUGCCCACCAGUGUCGGCUGCAGUAUGGAUCUGGGUCCCUGCUCUGCGAUGACAUGGACAACGUAUGCAGCACUCUGUGGUGCACUGUGGGAACGACCUGCCACUCAAAGCUGGACGGGGCUGUGGAUGGGACCAGUUGUGGAGAGGACAAGUGGUGUUUCAGUGGAGAGUGUGUGGUGGUGGGAUAUCAGCCAGAGAGUGUAAGUGGUGGCUGGGCAUCGUGGAGCGAGUGGUCGGCCUGUUCGAGGACGUGUGGGGCCGGAGUCCAGAGCGGCUAUAGAGAAUGUGAUAACCCAGUUCCAAAGUACAGAGGGAGGUAUUGUUUGGGAGAGAGACAGAGGUACAAGAUCUGCAACGCCACACCGUGUCCUCAUGAACUGCCCACCUUCAGAGACAUCCAGUGUGCUCACUUCAACACCGUGCCGUACAAGGGCCGGUUCUACAAGUGGGAAGCAGUCAUUAACCGAGUCAGCCCUUGUGAGCUGCACUGCCGUCCACUGGAUGAACAUUUUUCUGACAAGAUGCAGGAGGUCGUCGCCGAUGGGACGCCGUGCUACCAAGGCAACAAAAGCAGAGAUGUGUGCGUGAACGGCAUCUGUAAGAAUUUAGGCUGUGACUAUGUGAUCGACUCCCGUGCUGUCGAGGAUCGCUGUGGAGUGUGUCUCGGUAACGGCUCCACCUGUACAACUGUGAGGAGAACAUUUGAGGAGACUGAAGGACUUGGCUACGUAGACAUUGGACUGAUUCCAGAGGCAGCCUGGGACAUCCGCAUCGAAGAAGUGGCUGAAGCUGAGAAUUUCUUGGCGCUACGAAGUGACAACCCCAACAAGUAUUUUCUGAAUGGUGGCUGGACGAUUCAGUGGAAUGGAGAGUACAAGGCAGCCGGGACAGUAUUCACCUACAAGAGGACGGGACACCUGGAGAACCUGACGUCUCCUGGGCCCACCAUGGAGCCCCUGUGGAUUCAGCUUCUCUUUCAGGAGAGCAAUCCAGGAGUUCGGUACGAGUACACAAUUAGUCGAAAUGUGGACAACACCUCUGCGCCCGUUUUCUUCUGGAAAUACGGUUCAUGGACCGAAUGCAGUGCGACCUGUGGAACAGGUGUUCAGAGGCAGAUUGUUCACUGUGUGGAAAGGACAACUGGGAUAGUGGAGGAGCACUUCUGUGACCCUUUAACCCGGCCUGACGAUAACCAAACCAGCUGUAACAAGGAUCCAUGUCCAGCCAUAUGGUGGGUUGGAGAGUGGCAGAAAUGCUCAGCGAGCUGUGGGAGCUUGGGCCUGACUAAAAGGACAGUGCUCUGCAUCCAGGCAGUAAGUGCUGAGGAGCAGGAAGCCCUGCAGCCCAGUGCAUGUGAACACAUACUCAAACCUGAGUCCCUAUCCUCCUGCAACACGCACCUCCCCUGCCCAGCAGACUGGACCACGGGCAGCUGGUCAAAGUGUUCACUGACUUGUGGAAGCGGAGUACGUCGCCGUAAUGUCACCUGCUCUAGAAACACCGGUGUUGACUGCGACCCUCAGAAGAAGCCCCUUGCUGUGACUACCUGCUACGUCCAGGACUGUCCACAAGUGGUGGAUAAUUUUGGAGGCGUCGACUGGUCUGGAAGUGGCUGGUUGAGCAAAGAAGUGCUCAAUGAAAUUAACUCCAUACCUGAAGUCAAACCUCCUCCCAAAUACAGCACCACCAGAGCCCAGCCAAGAAGUAACAAUAAUCACCUCGACAACAUUGUCGAGGGGAAUUUUCACUAUCACAAUAAUCUUGAAAAUAUCGAUCACUCUCCGGAAAACAGUGUUCAAGUUGAUGAUUUUUACUAUGACUAUAAUUUUAUCAACUUCCAUGAAGACUUGUCGGAUGACUUUGACAGCGAUGGAACAGAUUUAGGGGAUGGUCACGGAUUCGAGGCUCCACCGGAGACCAAGCCAACCCGCAGAGUGAAAGAAAGUGAAACUACAGAAGCUCCUUCAGACAUUUUUACAUUAACAAAUUCCACCUUGAAAACUGAAGAGCCACAGAACACAGAUCUGGAUAAUACAAAGGACAAUGGAAAUGCAGCAACAAAGGAGUCGAUGCAAACGCAUUUCGAAAAUUUGAAUGACCUUCUGUCUGAGGAUUCUCUUCUGCCCGUCUCUGCCACUCGCUCACCGCUGUCGUCUACACUUAAAGAGACACGUGAGGAGGAUGUGUCGUGGCCUGAAGACAUUACCACAAUGCCUAGUCUGGUUUCCACUACAGAGGAGCCCAGACAUGAUCUGAAAGUGGAGCAAUAUGGAGAGGAGGCUGAAAAUAACUAUGAUAUUUUCACUGAGGAUGUCACUGUGAUUCCAAAACAUGCCGCUUCCGCCCUCGCACACCAAACCAAUAUCAAUGCCACUGUCGCUACAACCGUGAGUGCUCAGGAGACAGAGGAACAUGAUGAUUACAGCUACAAUGAACAUUUUACACUAGGUCCGGAUAUCUCUGCAGACCAGGAAGAUGUAGAGAGUCCAGAACCUGUUGGCUCUCCCACGCCAGCAACUAUAAUUCAGGUUCAGACUGAAGUCCAGCUGGAUGAAAGUGCUUCAGAAAUACCUCAAACAACCAGUCAAUCAAGAACUGUCUUCACCUUGGAGGAUCUGGACUUGGAUCAGACUGACUUUGAUACAGUUUAUGCCACUAGCGAGGGUAAUUCAUGGGAUACAGACCUUGACCUUGGUACAACCUCACUUCCUGCCUCUGAGAAAUUCACUCCUCUCCCUGUUCCCUUUCUGCAAAUCUCAGGAAACCGAGAGGCCUCUGACUCUACGCCUUCAGCUGGAACAGAAAUCAUACCUCCCACAAACCUGGAGGGAGCCACUCGGCCCGCUCCAGCUGAUGACCUGCCAGCUACAGUGAAACGGAUACCGACACAACCCACCUUCACUGAAAGAACUGGAACGAAUUCCGCAUCCCGAGCGCCAUUGUCGGAUUCAGCUGAUUUUGACUACAAUGAAAUAGUCGUUCCCUCGUUAGUGAGGAGCGGCAGUAGCACUGAUCCGGGCCCCUCGUACCAGCUUCCGGCAAACGCGGCAACCACUCCUCAGCAUGGCACUACACCAGUACGACACAUGGAAGCACCAACAACUAUUGGGCCCAUUUUGCCAACCCAUCCACCUAUUCUGUGGCCGCUUCCAGUCCCGACGUCUGCCCCGACUUCAGCCUCCACACAAAUCACUACCGCUGCCUACUGGGUCACCGGCAACUGGAGCGCUUGCUCCACCAGCUGUGGUCUGGGUGCCAUCUGGAGGACUUUGGUUUGCAGUACUGGCUCUGACUCUGACUGCGAUCCUGCUAAGAGGCCUGCGCCAGCCCAGCGAUGUUACCUGCGCCCCUGUUCCACAUGGAAAGUAGAGGAAUGGAGUGAGUGCUCCAAGAAUUGUGAAGGUGGUAUCAAAUCACGAGAGGUCCAGUGUUUUGACUUGCGGGAUCGAAGGCCCCUACGACCUUUCCACUGCCGGGCCAUGUCCUCCAGGCCACACACCCAAGUGACCUGUAACCUUCAGCCCUGUCUCAACUGGUACACCUCCUCCUGGGGACAGUGCUCUGAGGUGUGUGGGGGAGGUGAGCAGCAGCGUAUGGUAACCUGUCCAGAGGAGGAACGAUGCGAUGAGGACCUUCAGCCCAGCAACAUCCAAUCAUGUAAUGGCCAGCCAUGUGCUCAGUGGCUUACUGGAUCAUGGGGACAGUGUUCGGCUUCUUGCGGUGGCGGAGUUCAGCGUCGACUCAUCAAAUGUGUGAACACGAAGGCUGAGACGGACGAAGAGGUGGAUCAGACUCAAUGUGACCAUGAGCUGCACCCUGAGAGAGCCCAGAAGUGUAACCUACAGGAGUGCGAGAGCGCCCCCUCUGGAGCAGUUUGCCUUCGCGACCGGCUAACGGUUCGUUUCUGUCAGACUCUCCGCUGGCUCGGCCGUUGCCACUUGUCCAACGUACGAGCACAGUGUUGCAAAGCCUGCAGCCAGCGUUCCCGCUCGAGCAGCACGUCUCGCCGCUGAGCUGCAACAAAGUAACCGCUUAUCAACAGGAACACUGAUGAAAUAUAAACCGCCAUUUUUAAGUCGACAAUCUGAGCCCUUUACUGAUUUCCUCACCACUACAGACUAAUUAUGAAUUAGUGCCACUCCAAAACUCUGCAUGUGUGUGCUGGUGGUAUUAUUAUACAGGUUUGACAUUGAUUGGAAAAAUGACACAGCACUGCCUCUCUCUUCGCAAAAUAAUGAGAAUGUAAAUAUUUGUUUGCAGUUUUUAUGAUAGUUUGACCAGAAUUUCAUUUCAUUCAUCUUUGUAACAGAUGUGGCUUUUCGAUCAAUGUAGCCAGUUUACUAAUGCGUUAUUACACAUGUAGAUAACUCAUUAACCUUUAUGGUUGGUACAAUGCUUUCAUUUUAUUGACGGCAGCAGAAACUGAACAGAUUAAAACAGACAGGUAGGCUUAUACAAUUUGCAAUGUGUUUUUUGUUUUUUUGUAUAAUGUGGCACAAAUGUUAUGAUGCAUAAAUGCUACAUGUGACAUUUAUAAAUAAUUGGCCGUUUGCUAAGCCCCUCGACACCUGUCAAGCUUUUCGAUCUCACAGAUUUACCAUGCUUUCAGACCGAAGAAGAUAAAAGCAGCCUCUCAUUUCUUGUCUGUUCGUGUCAGUUUUCCCAACUGAAGUGGCAACUGUUGCUGGCAAAUUUGAUCAGCCUUAGCUAAGCUAACAGUAGCUAAAAUAUAGCCAUUUAGUAAUAUCUCAGGCUGACUUUUUAAUGUUUCGAAAUGAAAACCCCAUAAAAGGUUUUAAAUAUGCACUUGAUGGUUACAUACGUGCAUGUCUCAGGCAAGAAAAAGUUAGCAUCCUCGCAAGUUGAUAUUUCAUGUAAUAAAGAAACAUUUUUAUUUUAUUGCAGUGUUGAGCACGUAAGCCCUAGAAUUAUGCGUACGAUAAAAUUUAAGAUCUCACCAUUUUUAUGGCUCCGUGCCGGCGACAGCUCUGGGCGGAGGCAUCAGGUUUUCAGGCUGUCCGUCUCUGACAACUUAGGGACAUUUCUUGAAAUUCGGCACAAACGUCCACUUGCUCUCAAGACGGAACUGACCAGAUAUUGGGAGUCAAAUGUCAAGGAUACUACCACCUCACAAAACAUGUUUUUGGCCAUAACUCAAGGAUUCUUGCCAAAAAAUAUCUAAUGGGAUAAAAUGAUGAAGUGAUGAGAUUUUGAUCAGACAUGGAAGUAAAGUUACUGUAGAUGGCUAUAGUUAGUAGCCAGCCAUGCUAAGGUUUGCAGCUUACAUUGGAGCAGACAAAAGCACUGUUUAAGUUCCUUACACUUUUGUUUUUGGUCUGGGAAAGACUAAAAAGAAACAACCCUACACACAUUUUACAGUAUCUCACUGACGUAUUUUGUAGGCCAACCCUGAAAAUGGCAUCGCCCCGGUUCCCUCGACAAAAGGCCCAUGGGAUUUUUCCAAUCGAUUACUGUAGAAAAUAAGCUCUGGGGCAAACAAGAGUUUAUGAUAUUAACAUGUUUUUUUUAGCAAGAUAAUCUUCCCAAAUUAACACCACUUUUAUGUUUUUUGAAGCGUAAAUGCAAUUGCCAUGUUAACGUAAUGUUAGAAUAAAAAAAAAUAAAAAAAACUACACCGUCGUGUGACUUCACGUCACCACCUGCUUCUUAUUCAACAACCUCUGUAGUCUCAUUCAGCCACUUGUAAGCAACAGCCUUUUUUAAGACAUGCACAUAAACGCCUCAAAAUUCACAAUUGGGGUGUUUACUGAUGUAUCUUAUGUCAAACUAAAUGUGAAAACCACAGACCUUAUUUAGGCAUCGAACCAAAAUCCCAUUCCAAAAACCGAGACGGUGCAAAAAUGCCAACUAAUUUCCUUAUUUUAGGACUCAUUCCUGCAGCACUCUAUUCACACCGCUUGAACAUGUGGAGAGAUCCAAAGGCUUGACAGGCCUGCGGUGCCUAGUUACAGUGGCUAAGCUAUUAUUGGGCAAUCGCUGUUGGGAGGAGGGAUUUAGGAAAACGGUCAGUUGGAAUGUUUAAUGUCUGCAGAAGCUCAUACAAAAUGUAAUGUCACACUUUGGCUUUUCCACACACACUUUUUUUUUAAGUCACAAAGUAAAAUGUAACUGUGAAAAGUGGAGCUGCAGGAAACACUUGGUGCUAGAGGCCACACGGGCUCCAAACAUUUCAGGUCGGGUAUCGGCGGGCCCAGUGCCUUAUCUACUUAAACAUUGGAUCAUUUUACGUUUUUUGUAUUAACCACUUAAUUGAAAUGUGAAAUUCAGCAUUUCAGAAUACAUGUGAUUGUGAAAUUAUUAAAAUUGGAGGAAC